AUGAGGGGAUUUGAUCUGAUCAAUGUUAUGCUGCCAGAUGAGAUAAUGGUGGAAAUUUUCCGGUCUCUGGAGUCGAACGAGAACCGAGAAGCCGCUUCUUUGGUGUGCAAACGGUGGCUACACCUAGCGAGGUUAAGCUGCGAGACCAUCCACAUCGGCUUCUCAACCAGCACCGAUGCCCUUGUCGAGCUUCUAAUCGACAGAUUUGUCAACGUCCGUGAUGUUUUCAUUGAUGAAUCUCCCUUUACGUCCCUUGCCCUAAAAAUGCUCAGGAUUCAGGGUGGAGCCGUUCUCCUUAAUCUAUAUGGUAAUUCUAUAGAUGGUAUGACAAAGUGUUGCUUAUCAGAUUCUGGGUUGGCUGCUGUUGGAGAUGGAAGCAACUAUGCUUAUUGGAAAGUUCGAACGAGAGCCUUCCUUAAAGCUUUGGAUGGUAUUUAG
This is a messenger RNA of Fraxinus pennsylvanica, 438 nucleotides long. Lineage: Eukaryota; Viridiplantae; Streptophyta; Magnoliopsida; Lamiales; Oleaceae. The record is from the annotation of a GenBank genome assembly.